This is a messenger RNA of Dentiscutata heterogama, 1658 nucleotides long. The record is from the annotation of a GenBank genome assembly. Lineage: Eukaryota; Fungi; Glomeromycota; Glomeromycetes; Diversisporales; Gigasporaceae.
UAUUGUCUCUGGCGAUUUAUCGGACAUUGUAUUUAACGCAGAUUUAUCCGAGUGGCAAGAAAUUGUAGUAGUUCUUUGCACAUUUGCUCGUUCUGAAGAAUUUGGAGGAUUGUGCAACGCAUUAGGUCAGAGACUAGAACAAGAAUAUCGUAAGCUUACUGGCCCUUCUUCAACAGAAGAAAUGAAAUCAAGAGGAUUAGAAUACCGAAAGAAUGCUGUAUUAUGUUUUCUUGCUGCCGGUAAUUUGGAAAACGUAGCAAGUAUCUGGAUUGCUGAACAGGAAAGUGAAGAAAACCAAUAUGAAACUGUACAAAAUAAUCAAGACGGAUCGAAAUUUACAGGCUCGAAAUAUUCUCAUCACGCCAAAGCUCUUCAAGGUCUGAUUGAGAAAGUUACCAUAUUUCGCAAAGCUAUUGACUAUGUUGACCCAUCCGUGGCUCAAAGUUUAGAUUCACCUACUACUGAUCAACAAUACAAGUUAUCUGCCCUAUAUGACAAAUACACUGAUUAUGCAGAAAUUCUCGCAGCUCAAGGUCGUUUGACUACUGCUCUUAAAUAUUUGAAUUUAAUACCUGCAGAGUACAAGACAGCUGCACUCGACCAAAAUAAUUCUUUGGCUGUAAUCAGAGAACGAUUGUAUUAUUCUGGUGUAGAUGUAGGAAGCACAAAAACACCUUUGUUCCCAUUUGCGCAAGUACACGUUAGAGCAGAUGGCGAAAUAGAUCAAUCUGCUGUUAAUAAUGAUAUAACUUUUCUGCCUCAAGAUCCUAACAUCACACAAGCUGCUUACCAACAAGCCGCUGCUCAACAAACAUAUUAUAAUCAGUACGCCUAUAACCAGCAACCCAUUGUUCCAAAUGUUCCGUACCAGCCUCAACAGCCUCAACAGCAAGCCCAACAGGCUCAACAGAGAGCUUAUAACCAAUAUAUACCGCCUCCAUAUAAUCCUCCGGUACAACAUCCCACCGGUUACCCUUAUCAGCAAAACUUUACCGGGUAUAAUCAGCCAUAUCAAGAAAAUAAUAAUAAUUUAAUCCCUCAACCUCCUAUGCCUCCUAUGCCUAAUGCGCUUGCUCAAAACGAAAACGUACCGCCCGCAGAAGUUUUAGCCCCAAAGAAAAAUGCACCAAACUGGAAUGAUCCUCCGGUUGUACCUUCUCCACAGAUGAAUAAAAGAACAGCACAAGCUCAAGUAAACAAGCCAUUACCUAUUGUAUCUCCUUUUCCGGCAUCCAAUUCUCCAACGCAACAAAAGAUGCAACCCCCGCCGACGCAGAAUUUUGCUGCGACAUCCACUUCCCCAGCGCAGCAAAAAGUGCAUCCCCCACCACAGAAUUUUGCAGCACCUCCACAACCGAAUAUACCUACCGGCUUGCCACCACCACAGGCAAAUCGUGCAGCUCCUACAACAGCAGCGUAUCAACCUGUUGUUGGUGGAUAUACUCCUGGAACAAACGCAGGGUACUCAGCAUCCAAUGCUGGAUAUAACCCACCGCCAGUUACUCAACAAUUUGUACCCCCUCAAAAUCAGCCAGCACCUGUUGUUCAACCCACCAGAGUACCUACUCCAUCAAAAACUCCAACACCUUUAAACAAACACCCAUCCGGUGAUAGAACCCAUAUUCCAGCUGCACAAAAACCAAUAUUUACUAUACUCA